Lithohypha guttulata is the source of this 1299-nucleotide messenger RNA. RefSeq names its product Pyruvate kinase (gene PYK1). The record is from RefSeq and is a predicted model, not a curated record. Gene Ontology annotation, cellular component: cytoplasm. Bases 1 to 1299 code for a protein of 432 amino acids. Gene Ontology annotation, molecular function: potassium ion binding; pyruvate kinase activity; magnesium ion binding. Gene Ontology annotation, biological process: glycolytic process. The transcript has 2 exons. Lineage: Eukaryota; Fungi; Ascomycota; Eurotiomycetes; Chaetothyriales; Trichomeriaceae.
AUGGCAGGUCAGAAAGGACCAGAAAUCAGAACAGGAAACACACCAGACGAUAUCGAUAUCCCCAUUAAGGCCGGCCUCGAGCUGGAUAUGACCACCGACGACAAAUACAAAACUGCCAGCGAUGACAAACAUCUAUACGUCGACUACAAGAACAUCACAAAGGUCAUCGGUGUUGGCAAGCUGAUCUACGUUGACGAUGGCAUCCAGUCCUUCGAAGUUCUCGAAGUCAAGGACGAACAAACACUGCGCAUUCGAGCAUUAAACAAUGGCCAGAUCGCAUCAAGAAAGGGUGUAAACCUUCCGGGAACCGAUGUUGAUUUGCCUGCCCUAUCUGAGAAAGACCAAGCCGAUCUCAAGUUUGGUGUUAAGAACAACGUCGACAUGAUCUUUGCUUCCUUCAUCCGACGAGGAGAUGACAUUAAGCACAUCCGGAAGGUGUUGGGAGAGGAGGGGAAGGACAUUCAAAUCAUUGCCAAAAUCGAGAACCAGCAAGGUAUGAACAACUUUGACGAGAUCUUGAGGGAAACCGAUGGUGUCAUGGUUGCUCGAGGUGACUUGGGCAUCGAAAUCCCUGCUGCCAAAGUCUUCAUUGCACAGAAGAUGAUGAUUGCCAAAUGCAACAUGGCCGGAAAGCCCGUCAUUUGUGCCACACAGAUGCUGGAAUCUAUGACCAACAACCCCCGACCUACUCGUGCUGAAGUUUCAGAUGUUGCCAAUGCUGUGCUUGAUGGUGCUGACUGCGUCAUGUUGUCCGGCGAGACAGCCAAGGGCAGCUAUCCUAAAGAGGCUGUCACUAUGAUGCACGAGACUUGCUUGUUGGCUGAAGUUGCCAUCCCUUAUGCUAACGUGUUUGACGAGCUACGUAGCAGCCUUCAGCGACCGAUCUCAACUUCGGAGUCUAUCGCUAUUUCAGCUGUUGGAGCAAGCAUGGAACUCAAUGCUGGUGCCAUUAUCACGCUGACGACUAGUGGAGGUACAGCACGACUCCUGUCCAAGUACCGACCAGUUUGCCCAAUUAUCAUGAUCACGAGAAACGCACGUGCAUCAAGAUAUGCCCAUCUCUAUCGGGGUGUGUAUCCAUUCCAUUUCCCAGAACCAAAACCAGACUUUCGAGGUGUGGACUGGCAGCAAGACGUCGACAAGCGACUGAAAUGGGGUAUUGCAGAAGCCAUCAAGCUGGGAGUCGUGAACAAGGGAGAUUCGAUUGUGUGUGUGCAGGGCUGGAGGGGUGGUAUGGGUCAUACAAAUACCAUCCGUGUUGUGCCCGCAGAAGAGGAUCUGGGUCUAAAGGACGCGUGA